ACCAGUGCGCCAACAGACAAUCACCAGUCAGUUAGUCAGUCGCUGCAACCUGGUAAGGAACAACUCUCCCCAGUCGGCCCUGAACAUUCAGCCAGAGAAGCGGCCAGCAUGGAGAACUUGUACGAGACCGUAGCGGAGGGCAACGUGUAUGAGCGGCCCGACAGUCCCGCCGAGGCCAAAUAUGAGAACCAAGGAGUUAUCUAUGAAACACCCAGUGAGGUGGAAGAGGCGUUCCACAGAGAGGAGCAGGUGUACUCCUCCCUGAGAGGGAAGCGAUCCUCGCCGGACUACAUGGACACCAGAGACCCGCCGGAACAGACAGCAGCACCGGCAGCAGAGAAAGAUUGUUCUUCUUCAUCCUUCUCGUACGGCAACAAAGAGGAGGAUGAGUGCACGGUGGAGGAGAUGAAAUUAGCAGCAAAGGUUGAGUCUGUGCUCGAGGUUAACGGUGAUGGAGCUGGCUCGAGACGAUCAUCGUCCUCCUCCUCUUCCUCCUCCAUGCGCGAGGGCAACCUGCAGGACAGGCUGGUGGAUGCCUACAGCCACAGUGAGAAGAGUCUGAGCGACAAGGAGGAGGAAGAACCGGUGGACUACAGUCUGAAGACCAUCGAGACUCUAGAAGCCGUUACUCUGGACGAGGACAGUGCCACUGCUGAUGACCCCAAUGCGCCCGAAAUCUCCCUGUUUGUCAAGGCGGGUAGUGAUGGAGAGAGUAUCGGGAACUGUCCGUUCUCCCAGCGUCUCUUCAUGAUCCUGUGGCUGAAGGGAGUGGUCUUCAAUGUCACCACAGUCGACCUCAAGAGGAAGCCAGCUGACCUCCAUAACCUAGCCCCAGGGACCCAUCCUCCCUUCCUGACAUUUAAUGGAGAGGUGAAGACAGACAUCAACAAGAUCGAAGAGUUCCUGGAGGAUGUACUGGCUCCACCCAAGUACCCUAAGUUGGCAGCCAAGCAGAGAGAAUCCAACACAGCUGGAAACAAUAUCUUUGCCAAGUUCUCAGCGUACAUCAAGAAUACCAAACCUGAAGCUAAUGGAGUCCUGGAGAAGGGUCUGUUGAAGGCGCUGAAGAAGUUGGAUGACUUCCUGGUUGGUCCCCUCCCAGAGGAGAUCGAUGCAGACAGCAUGGAGGAGGAGAGGGGGUCCACCAGACGCUUCCUGGACGGAGAUGAUCUAACCCUGGCUGACUGCAACCUACUGCCCAAACUACAUAUAGUCAAGGUGGUUGCUAAGAAGUAUCGUAACUAUGAGAUUCCGUCUGAGCUGGUUGGGGUGUGGCGCUAUCUGAAGAACGCCUACACACGAGACGAGUUUACCAACACCUGCGCCGCCGACAACGAGAUAGAGAUGGCUUACCUGGAUGUGGCCAAGAGACUGGAGAAGUGACCUCUAACCCCUAACCACUAACCCCUAUCCUCUAACUUACAACCCUGAUUUUUAACCCCUGACCUCUAACCUCUGACCUUUAAACUACAAGCCUGAUUUUUAACCCCUUGACACCUAACCCCUGACCUCUAACCCCUGACCUCUAACCCCUGACCUCUAGCCUACAAGCCUGAUUUUUAACGCCUGGCUUCUGACGCCUGACCUCUAACCCCUGACCUCUAACCCCUGACCUCUAACCCCUGACCUCUAGCAUACAAGCCUGAUUUUUAACCCCUGGCUUCUAACGCCUGACCUCUAACCCCUGACCUCUAACCCCUGACCUCUAACCCCUGACCUCUAGCCUACAAGCCUGAUUUUUAACCCCUGGCUUCUAACCCCUGACCUCUAACCCCUGACCUCUAACCCCUGACCUCUAACCUACAAGCCUGAUUUUUUCCCCUGGCUUCUAACCCCUGACCUCUAACCCCUGACCUCUAACCCCUGACCUCUAACCCCUGACCUCUAACCUACAAGCCUGAUUUUUAACCCCUUGACUCCUAACCCCUGACCUCUAACCCCUGACCUCUAACCUACAAGCCUGAUUUUGAACACCUUGACUCCUAAUCCCAACACAUAUCAGCAGUUACCAUGAAGCCAGUCCACAGGGCUGUGACCAGCUGGUCGUAUUUAUUCAUAGUCUGACUCCAUCGUCAACAUCUGGCUACUGAUUAUACUAAUAUAUUGAUUGAUUAAUGUAUUGAUCUGCAAUUGAUAAUACACUGUGUUGAAAGGUCCGUUACAAUCACGAGCUUCACUUGUUUGAUUUUCAUAUAGUUUUGCUGUAGGCUUUCUGUUUGAGACAGAUCUUAUGUGGAGAAGUUGAUUUGAGAAUUUGGUAAUAAGCUUGAAUGUAUUUUAAAAACUUUUGAACAAACAAGGAGAAACGAAUUUGUGUGUUAAGAGGACACUACUAUGGAUGUUUUCCAAAUGGUGCCCUAUUGCCCUAUAGUGCACUAAUUAUGACCAGGGUUACUAUAGAGAACAGGGGCCCUAUUGCCAUAUAGUGCACUAAUUAUGACCAGGGUUACUAUAGAGAACAGGGGCCCUAUUGCCAUAUAGUGCACUAAUUAUGACCAGGGUUACUAUAGAGAACAGGGGCCCUAUUGCCCUAUAGUGCACUAAUUAUGACCAGGGUUACUAUAGAGAACAGGGGCCCUAUAGUGCACUAAUUAUGACCAGGGUUACUAUAGAGAACAGGGGCCCUAUUGCCCUAUAGUGCACUAAUUAUGACCAGGGUUACUAUAGAGAACAGGGGCCCUAUUGCCCUAUAGUGCACUAAAUAUGACCAGGGUUACUAUAGAGAACAGGGGCCCUAUUGCCCUAUAGUGCACUAAUUAUGACCAGGGUUACUAUAGAGAACAGGGGCCCUAUUGCCCUAUAGUGCACUAAUUAUGACCAGGGUUACUAUAGAGAACAGGGACCCUAUUGUCCUAUAGUGCACUAAUUAUGACCAGGGUUACUAUAGAGAACAGGGGCCCUAUUGCCCUAUAGUGCACUAAUUAUGACCAGGGUUACUAUAGAGAACAGGGGCCCUAUAGUGCACUAAUUAUGACCAGGGUUACUAUAGAGAACAGGGGCCCUAUUGCCCUAUAGUGCACUAAUUAUGACCAGGGUUACUAUAGAGAACAUAGGGAAUAUAUAGGGAAUAGGAAUAGGGUGACCACAUGGAAGAGGGUGACUAUAGGGAAUAGGGUGACCAUAGGGAAUAGGGUGACUAUAGGGAAUAGGGUGACUAUAGGGAUAGGGUGACUAUAGGUAAUAGGGUGACUAUAGGGAAUAGGAAUAGGGUGACCACAGGGAACAGGGUGACCACAGGGAACAGGGUGACUAUAGGGAAUAGGGUGACUAUAGGGAAUAGGGUGACUAUAGGGAAUAGGGUGACUAUAGGGAAUAGGAAUAGGGUGACCACAUGGAAGAGGGUGACUAUAGGGAAUAGGGUGACUAUAGGGAACAGGGUGACUAUAGGGAAUAGGGUGACUAUAGGGAAUAGGGUGACUAUAGGGAAUAGGGUGACUAUAGGGAAUAGGGUGACUAUAGGGAACAGGGUGACUAUAGGGAAUAGGGUGACUAUAGGGAAUAGGGUGACUAUAGGGAAUAGGGUGACCACAGGGAAUAGGGUGACUAUAGGGAAUAGGGUGACUAUAGGGAACAGGGUGAUUAUAGGGAAUAGGGUGACUAUAGGGAAUAGGGUGACUAUAGGGAAUAUGGUGACUAUAGGGAAUAGGGUGACUAUAGGGAAUAGGGUGACUAUAGGGAAUAGGAAUAGGGUGACCACAGGGAACAGGGUGACUAUAGGGAAUAGGGUGACUAUAGGGAAUAGGGUGACUAUCGGGAAUAGGAAUAGGGUGACCACAUGGAAGAGGGUGACUAUAGGGAAUAGGGUGACUAUAGGGAACAGGGUGACUAUAGGGAAUAGGGUGACUAUAGGGAAUAGGGUGACUAUAGGGAACAGGGUGACUAUAGGGAAUAGGGUGACUAUAGGGAAUAGGGUGACUAUAGGGAAUAUGGUGACUAUAGGGAAUAGGGUGACUAUAGGGAAUAGGGUGACUAUAGGGAAUAGGGUGACUAUAGGGAAUAGGGUGACCAUAGGGAAUAGGAAUAGGGUGACCAUAGGGAAUAGGGUGACUAUAGAGAAUACGGUGACUAUAGGUAAUAGGGUGACUAUAGGGAAUAGGGUGACUAUAGGGAAUAGGGUGACUAUAGGGAAGCACUUUCCACUGUGUGUGGCCUCUGAUAGAAGCCUGGAACAAAGCUCUCAUCUGGUUGGUUCUCCCGAAUAAACCUGUUGCUACGUUGUUGCUAUGGUGUCACUUUUGAUUGUUCAUCAGAACCAGUAAACGGAUCUCAUCCUAAACCAUGUGCCUAUUUGGAAACGUCCAAAUUCCAAGCCAAGUAAAACUGUAUUGCUUAACAUGAUAAUAACAGGCUUUAUUAAAUUAAAGCCUAAACUUUAUAACUACAGGUGUUAACAUUUAACCUCUAGCUAUCAGUUGUUAGAACAUGUUCAUCAGUUUAGUUUAAUAUGAAGUUAAAAGAGUUUUAUUUUAGAUUCAGAGAAUAUUUAUUUAGAGUCCGUUCAGGCCUGGGCGACGCCAAUCUACCAGAUCCACCCGAGAGGGGUUGGAGUCUGCCAGGCGUCUGUAAUGUAGUCAGCCUGUGAACGCAGACACAAUUUUCCACACAGCGAGUUCAGAUUCUAAAACUUUAUUGUCCAAUUCAGGGCAAAACAGUCAUCAGUCUCUGUCUCAUUGGUCUUUGGCUGACUUCCUGUCUCUAACCUGUGUACUUCCUGUUCUGACCCAUAGUGUUCUGGUGUGGUUUGGAUGGUCAUGUGAUCUGAAAUAAGAGCCAUGUUUAGAGUGGACCGCUAGGAAUAAAAUCAUAUUUUCACAGAUA
This is a messenger RNA of Salvelinus fontinalis (brook trout), 4818 nucleotides long. Its product is annotated as chloride intracellular channel protein 5-like. NCBI's taxonomy places the organism in Eukaryota, Metazoa, Chordata, Actinopteri, Salmoniformes, Salmonidae. Bases 109 to 1383 code for a protein of 424 amino acids. The record is from RefSeq and is a predicted model, not a curated record. The transcript has 6 exons.